GGGCGUCCACGAAGAAGACGAGGAAAAACUAACUAGAGAACUAAGGCAGGCAAAACAGGAAGAGAAAACAGAAUGGAUGUUUCUCUCUCAUAGAUUCUUCUCAUGUCGUUUGACUCUUGAAAAAACAGUUCUACAGAGAAACACCCACAGUUCUUCAUGAAAAUGAAAGUGAAAGGGUAAUCAGUACUUUUUGUUGAUCAAGGUGCCGCGUCAGAAGAGGACAAAUAAACAACUACAAAUAUUGUCAUCAUUCAAGUCCAUGUAGGAUGAUGGCAACUGUUUUAGAGCUGCUUCAAGAUAUUCUAGAUGACCUGGAAAAAGACAAUCUGAAGAAAUUUAGGAGUCGCUUAAAACAAGAUGGACCUAUUGGAGCUGGUAAACUGGAGGAUGCUGGUGUCAUUGAUAUAGUGGAUAUAAUGAUGGAUAGUUUUGGAGCAGAAGAAGCUGUGAAGAUCACACUGAACAUCCUGAGGAAGAUGAACUGGAACCAGCUGGCUGAAGAGUUACAGAACAAGUACACUGCAGUGCAAACAUCAUUAAAGCCAGCUAAGAAAUGCACACGAAAACAAGAUGAUUUCUGGCUUCAAGAAUUCUUGAAAACUCACAAAAUGAACAUGAAGGAGAAAGUAGAACAUGUUUUUGAGUGUAAAAAGGAAAAUGAAGCACAUCUUAAGGAUGUUUUCACAGAACUCUUCAUUAUGGAGGGGGAUCUUAAAGAAGUCAAUCAAGAACAUGAGAUUAUGCAGAUUGAUAAAGCCAUUAAACCCCGUAAAUCACAGAACAGGCCAAUCAAAUGCAAUGAUGUAUUUAGUCUGAAAAAAAAUAAGAAAAAGAUUGUCCUCACCAAAGGCAUCGCUGGCAUUGGAAAAACUGUCUCAGUGCACAAGUUCAUUCUGGACUGGGCAGAAGGAGAAGCCAAUCAGGAUAUAGACUGUGUUUUCCUGCUUCCAUUCCGAAAGAUUAACUGCAUUAAAGACAGAAAGAUCAGUCUGCAUGAGUUUCUAAAGAGAUUUAAUCCUGAACUGGAGGACCUGGAAACAGCAAAGAUGUGUAAUAAGAUAUAUAAAUGUAAGAUUGCUUUUAUCUUUGAUGGACUGGAUGAGAGUCGACUGACUUUGGAUUUUGACAGUGGAAUGGUGACGAGUGUUGAGGAGCGAUCAUCUGUAGAUGAAUUGUUUACAAGUCUGGUGAAUGGGACUCUGCUUCCAUCAGCUCACGUCUGGGUGACCUCACGACCAGCAGCAGCCAAUCAGAUCCCUCCUGAGUAUGUAGGGUUGUUCACAGAGGUGCGAGGAUUCACUGACCAGCAGAAGGAAGAAUAUUUCAGAAAGAGAAUCAAAGAUGAGACUCAGGCCUCCAGAAUGAUCUCACACAUUAAGAAAUCUCGUAGUCUCUACAUCAUGUGUUACAUUCCAGUGUUCUGUUGGAUCACAGCCACUGUUCUUCAGGACAUUCCCAUUGGGAACAAUGCAGAGAACAUAAACACAACACUCACUGAAAUGUACAUCCACUUCCUGCUGAUACAGAUGAACAUGAAGAGCCAGAAGUGUGACAGAAAAACAGAAAGGAUCCAUACCAAGCUCUUAGAGUCCAAUAAAACAAUCAUUUUGAACUUAGCCAUGCUAGCGUUUGAACAGCUGAAGAAAGAAAACAUAGUGUUCUAUGAGGAAGAUCUGAAAGCGUGUGGUAUUGAUGUGAGUGAAGACAUUGAGUCCACAGGAAUGCUCACUGAGAUCUUUCAGCAAGAAGCUGUGAUUCACGAGAUGAAGGUCUUCUGCUUCGUGCAUCUGAGUGUUCAAGAGUUCCUCGCUGCAGUGCACGUGUUCCUCUGCUACCUGGACAAGAAAAUGGAGGAGAUUCAGUUUUUUUUUGAAGAAACACAAAAUGAGGUCAGGCCUGACCACAUUGACAAGCCAGACAAAAAUAUUGCUUUACAUGAUUUACUAAAGAAGGCUGUUGAGAAAGCAAUGCAAAGUCAGAAAGGACAUUUAGACCUAUUUUUACGGUUUCUUCUGGGCAUUUCACUGGAAUCGAAUCAGAGGCUGCUCAGAGGCCUGUUCUCUCACACUGAAGACAGCAAAGACAGUAUCACAGAAAUAACCAAACACAUUACAGAACAAUUACAAAACCAUGACAUAUCACCUGAAACUUCAGUCAACUUGUUCUACUGCUUACUGGAGCUCAAUGACAAUUCAUUAUAUAUAGAAAUCCAAAAAUACUUAAGAUCAUCUCCAGAAAGAAGAAUUUCGUCUUCCAUGUGCUCGUUGAUAGCUUACGUAUUGCUGGUGUCAGAGGAGGUGCUGGAUGAGCUCGACCUGACUAUGUACUAUACUACAUCUGGAGAUUACAUGAGUCUCCUGCCAGCUGUGAGAUGCUGCAGAAAAGCAAAACUCAUCUCAAGUUCUCUCAUUGAUACCAGCUGUGAAAUGGUGACUUUGGCCUUGCAGAUACCAAACUCACCCCUGAUAGAGCUGGACUUGAGUCACAAUAUCCCGAUGGACUCAGGAGUAAAGCUGCUUUCUGAUGGCCUGAAGAGCCCAAACUGUCAGCUAAAGAUACUGAGAUUGGCAGACUGUUAUCUCACUGGUCAGUGCUGUGAAACUGUGGCAUCAGUUCUACAAUCAUCAAACUCUCGUUUGAUAGAGCUGGACAUGAGUGAAAAUAACCUGCAGGAUUCAGGAGUGAAGCUGCUCUCUGAUGGACUGAAGAGCCCAAACUGUCAGCUGCAGAUACUGAGAUUAUUAGAGUGUAAACUCACUGGUCAGUGCUGUGAAAUUGUGGCAUCAGUUCUACAACUAUCCAACUCUCAUCUGAUAAAGCUGGACAUGAGUUUUAAUGACCUGCAGGAUUCAGGAGUGAAGCUGCUCUCUGAUGGAUUGAAGAGCCCAAACUGUCAGCUGGAGAUGCUGAGAUUAUUGGACUGUAAUGUAACAGAUGAAGGCUGUGGUUAUCUGGCUUCAGCUCUGCGUUCAGACCCCUCACAACUGAGAGAGCUUGAUCUGAGCUUUAAUUGCCUGGUAAAAUCAGGAUUCAAGGUGCUCUCUGAUCUACUGAAUGAUCCAAACUGCUCGCUGAACAAACUGGAACUGGAUACUGACAUUUGAACCGAGGAGCUUGUGCCUAGCAUAAAUGGGCAUGCGAGAUGAAGCCUCGAUUUGAGGCUUGUGUUGGUAACAUAGAAAUCAUGUGACAAAUGGCAAACGAAGCCUCACUUUCUGUACAAUCAUGUACGCAAUUCACUUUGCAUGUUGGAAUGUUCAAACCCCCAGAUCUUACUUUAUGAGUAGGUUUUCAUUCAGACUUAUUACAUUACAUUUUUAAAUAUCCAGUUAUACAAGUAAAAUGAAGAAUACAAAUUAUUUCAGGAAAAUAAAAUAUUUGCCAUAUGCAAUUCA
Ctenopharyngodon idella (grass carp) is the source of this 3395-nucleotide messenger RNA. Its product is annotated as ribonuclease inhibitor-like. NCBI's taxonomy places the organism in Eukaryota, Metazoa, Chordata, Actinopteri, Cypriniformes, Xenocyprididae. Bases 267 to 3104 code for a protein of 945 amino acids. The transcript is spliced from 8 exons. Gene Ontology annotation, molecular function: protein binding. The record is from RefSeq and is a predicted model, not a curated record.